Ctenopharyngodon idella (grass carp) is the source of this 4898-nucleotide messenger RNA. Its product is annotated as collagen alpha-2(I) chain. The transcript is spliced from 58 exons. Lineage: Eukaryota; Metazoa; Chordata; Actinopteri; Cypriniformes; Xenocyprididae. The record is from RefSeq and is a predicted model, not a curated record. The coding region runs from base 167 to 4750 and encodes 1527 amino acids.
AAGACUUCUAGAAGUAGACUGAUAACAGAUAUCACGCUCAGUACUUCUGUAAACUUUCCAACACCAACACAUAAGCUUUUAGGCUAUAAUUUAUUUUAAUGAUUUUUCCCCCCUCAACAUUUCCAUCAUCUUACCAGCACUGGAAGAAGAACACUGGUUUCCAAAGAUGUGGUUCAUUUUAUCAAUGUGUGCGCUGGUUAAAGCUUUUCAUGCAGACUUCUCUGAAACAGGAUCUGGUGCUCCGGACUCAGAGGGGUUCAACACACAUCUGAAUCUCUUCACACAAAGGGUGGAUUUACUUGAGCAGCUCUCAGGCUUAGUAGCAACCAGCAGGAACGUGACCCUUUAUGAGGAGGACCAGGGGUGUCCAGUGCUGGACAUUGGCCUGUAUUCCACACUCACUAUGCCCACCCAGGAAGCAUUUGGAUCAAGCUUUGCAGAUGAAUUCAGCGUGCUGAUUCAAGUGCGGAGCUCUCAGGAUGUGGACCGAAGUUUGUUGACUUUGCUGAACUUCUAUAAUCACAUUUUACUCCAGAUCCGUAUAGGCCCACACAGCAUCACCUUCAUCACCACACAGCAGCGUGACUAUGAGUUUUCAGUGUCGGGACUGUCUGAUUCGCAGUGGCACUGGAUCUCAGUUGGCGUUGCAUUCGAAUGGCUGGCUGUGUAUGUGGAUUGUGUGCUGGUGGAGAAAGUGAGCUGGAUGUACCCUUACAUGGGCAUCACUACAGAUGGCCUGCUGAUGGUGGGCGGCAUCCUGGAGGGGUUUGAGACACCCUUUGAGGGAGAGCUGAGACAGAUGACCUUCAUAAUGGGAGAUGCAAAUGCUGCCAAGGAUCAUUGUGCUCCUCAUCAGCAUAUGUGUGAGCCGUUGAAAGGACACAGCUUUCUUGAGACAGAAAGUAGCACUAAGAGCCCUUUGUCAUCCUCAACCGGCUCAACAGUAGACAGAACUUUCUCAUCAGAUCCCUCUACUGGCACUGACGAUACUGCCAAUACUCUUUCAGUUCUAGAGUUCAGGCCUGAACCCAGAGAAUCGCAUGUCAUGAACUCCAGUGUCUCUUCUCGGAAUGAAGAUCUUCAUAGUAAAUGGAACACUUCGUCUUAUUCGAACAGAACUUCAAAGCAUGCAGCUCGUGGCUUUGUAGUGGUGGAUGAGUCUGACCGACUCACGUCUUCCGCCAUUAGCACACAUAGCAGGUAUAAGGACACCAUUGACAAAAAGUUUCAGUCCACCACCUUCAAAUCAUCAGACGAGAACUUCACCUCUCAAAAAAUAAAAACGGAUUUGGGUGAAGGCCGUCUGGAAAGGCUCCCUUUGAAGCCCUCUGGGGACACCGCUGACCUGGAUUCUAUUUUGAAUGUAAAGACAUCAGUCGGUCAUAAGGUUCUUGUCAGGCCUACAGUCCAUCCUGAGUUAAACCAGCUGACUGAAGAAGGUUUCUUACUUCCUUCAAAGAGCUUAUCUGGGUACUCCAGUAAAGUAGUUAAACAGCCUUUGGUUGACGUUCACUCAAAAAAAGGGUAUAAAAUGCUAAUAGGCAGUGGACAAGCUGACUACAAGCACUCAAGCAAGGAACGAGUUGCACUUAAACACGGUGAUGUUAUAUUAGGCAUGGAUGAAAGGAGAUACAGGCUCCUCAGUGGACCUCCAGGGCCUGUUGGACCACCAGGGAAAAGAGGGUGUGCAGGUAAAAGGGGCUAUAUUGGAUACAAAGGUGAUAAGGGCUCUCAAGGAGUCAGAGGAAUAGAUGGGUCAAGAGGCAUACCAGGACCCCCAGGUCCACCGGGACUCCCAGCCCUCUAUCUUUGGAGGAACACAGAGGAAGAAUGGGCUGCAUUCAGGAGAACAUCUUAUUAUCAGUUGCUGGCAGCUGGAUGGCCUAGAGAGAGGGGACACCCUGGACCAAUGGGUGAGACAGGGAGACCUGGUUUACCUGGAUUACCUGGAGACCCAGGCCAGACAGGACCACCAGGCCGCAGAGGCGACAUGGGUGGCAUGGGACCAAAGGGUGUUCGAGGGCGAGCAGGGACUCAAGGAAGAGAUGGAGGGAACGGGCCAGAUGGGGUGCCAGGAUUUCCAGGGGUUCCUGGCCUACAGGGUCCUCGUGGUUACAAAGGUGAAACAGCGCCCCCUGGUGACAAAGGAGAUGAGGGUUUUCCUGGCGCUCCUGGCCCCAGAGGAGACAAAGGACAGGCUGGCCAAAAGGGCUCAAAAGGAGAAAUUGGGUUUAUUGGAUUUUCUGGUCCCCCAGGAUCUGUUGGUUUACAAGGUGUUGAAGGGAUUCCUGGACCACCCGGUUCUAAAGGGGAUCCAGGAAAUGAUGGAAAACGUGGUCCUCCAGGGACAGUGGGAGCACCAGGUGCUACAGGAUUCGUUGGUGCACAAGGUGUCAAUGGCUCAGAAGGGGACAUGGGACCUGCUGGCCCUGUGGGGCGGAAGGGGCCUCAGGGGCCUAGAGGGAUCGAGGGAGAUAGAGGUCCACCUGGUCAUCCAGGAUCACAGGGACUUUCAGGUCAGGAUGGUCCACAGGGUCUCAAAGGUGACAAAGGACCAGAUGGCCCAGCGGGUAACAGAGGGCUACAAGGCAUUGAAGGGCCCAUGGGUAUGACUGGACAUCCAGGUCCAAAAGGCUUUCCAGGUGUCACAGGCAAUAGGGGCCCGGAUGGAGAAAAGGGUGACGGAGGACCCAAGGGGAACAAAGGACCACAAGGAGCAACAGGGAUCAUGGGUCCUCAGGGAGAGAGGGGCCAAUCAGGCCUCCCGGGCUUACCUGGUGUCAAAGGUCAGCCAGGUGCUCCAGGUAUCCAGGGUAUAGAUGGUGAAGUGGGUCCUCAGGGAAUGCUUGGGAAAGAGGGUCAAAAGGGCAGUAGGGGUGAACCUGGUGGUAAUGGAAGAACAGGACCCAUAGGAUCCAGAGGUCGAGCUGGCCAACAUGGUCCCCCUGGUAUACCUGGAAUAGUGGGUUUACAAGGUCCAGUUGGUGCUGAGGGACCAGAAGGAAAGCCUGGUACACAGGGUGUUUCUGGUUCUGUCGGAAGCCCAGGGGAUAAAGGACCUGUUGGCCUGAGGGGUGUGAUUGGAGAGCCAGGAAAACAAGGCCCUCCAGGCUCACAGGGCCCACUUGGACGACCAGGCCAAGAUGGCAUCCAAGGCCCUCCUGGUGAGAAGGGCUUUACUGGAAAACCAGGCAUUGCAGGUGCUCAGGGGCCUGUAGGCAUGUAUGGUUAUCCGGGAGCCACUGGCCUUCGUGGACGGCCAGGUCACAUAGGAGAGAGGGGUGAACCUGGCAUCAGUGGACCUCUUGGUUCACCAGGGCAGAGAGGGCCAUCAGGUUUACCAGGCCCGCCUGGUGAGAGGGGCCCACGUGGACCACCGGGUCGUCAAGGGGAAACAGGACCUGCUGGUUUGCAAGGAGUGCCUGGGCCCUCAGGACUGCCAGGGACUGAAGGUGUAACUGGAAAGCAAGGCCCCCCAGGGAGCCAGGGGCCUCAGGGGCCACAGGGAAAACAAGGACCAACUGGAUUGCCAGGCUCACCGGGAACAAGUGGAAUGGUUGGUCAAGCAGGAGAGAAAGGAGAGAAGGGAUUGCUAGGACCUUCUGGUGACCCUGGGUCUUUUGGAUUAGAUGGACCACAGGGCCAUCCUGGUCCAGUUGGUUUUGAGGGUCCAUCAGGGCCAAAAGGGGAACAUGGAUCACCUGGACCCAUUGGAAAGCCUGGUCCAAAUGGAUCUCCAGGAGAACACGGGCCUCAGGGCUCUCAGGGGAUGCAGGGUGCACCAGGACCACGUGGCAAAGAGGGAGGUAUCGGACAUCCAGGUGAUAUUGGAGACCCGGGACCUAAAGGAAAAAAGGGUGACCCUGGACAUCGAGGAUUAUCUGGACGACAAGGCCUACCUGGAUUUUUGGGGGAUAGAGGAGAGCGAGGAGUCAAGGGGAAUAAAGGCUACAUUGGACCACAAGGUCAGAAUGGUUUAAUGGGAAAGACUGGUCCAUCUGGUUUGAUGGGUCUAGAGGGUUUGAUGGGUUUCCUGGGACCACCAGGAGCAAAUGGUUCACCAGGCCUAAAGGGAGAAACUGGAUCACCUGGGGCGACUGGCUAUCCAGGAGAUCAAGGCAGCCGGGGGAUGGCUGGCCAGAGAGGCUUACAAGGGGUUAUGGGGAAGGCAGGACCUCAGGGAGCCGUGGGUCCCAGAGGCUCGGAGGGCUUAUUGGGUCCAAAGGGUAUGCCGGGACAAGAAGGACCUAAAGGUGAACCAGGAAGGCAAGGACCUCCAGGGCAGAUGGGACCGCCGGGUCUUCCUGGUACUAAAGGACCCUCUGCAUUACCGGGAAAGGAGGGGCUUCCAGGAGAAAUGGGUCCUGAUGGCCCUGUUGGCCCACCUGGACCACAAGGUCCAAAGGGCAAAUCUGGGUCUCAGGGAAGGGAGGGGCCAAAAGGUCAGAAGGGAAAUGAUGGUCAAGAUGGACCUCCUGGAAAGACUGGACAUGCUGGGAAAAGAGGGAAAAAAGGAAAAGCUGGUCAGAGGGGUCUCAGAGGACCUAGAGGCGAGAAGGGUCAGAAGGGAGCGCUGGGAAAGACUGGACCUCCUGGCAGACCAGGACAAUAUGGUUUACCAGGCAAUCGAGGCGAGAAAGGAGAGAGCGGUGUAAAGGGCUUUGAGGGAGAGAAGGGGGAAAUUGGGCCACUUGGUCCUCCAGGGGGAGAUGGCCUGAAGGUACCUUCAUUCAUCUCAGUCAAACACUAGAAGAAACUAGGAGAGAUAUUUCAGAAGGGAGGGGAAACAGACUCGAGGCACCUAGUAGUAUUUUGUGUACAUACUGUAAGUAAAUGUUCCUUGUUUGGAGUGGCUGAAUAUCUGUUUAUUUAUUUCAGGGGGAGCAGGGCCUGCAUGG